Molecule: messenger RNA, 858 nt
Organism: Misgurnus anguillicaudatus (oriental weatherfish)
Lineage: Eukaryota; Metazoa; Chordata; Actinopteri; Cypriniformes; Cobitidae
Source: RefSeq, a predicted model, not a curated record
AGAAAUACCUCCCACCAGAAUGAACCAAUCACAUCACAUCUGACAUUUACUUUGAAGACCCCUAUUCACUUUCAAUUUCUCAUAGAGAUGGAGCGAAAUACCAUCAUCACACUUGUGUUUGUUUGGUUCUUUGCACAUCAGAGAAUCUCUGGGACAGUAGUGAAGAUGAACGUUAAACCAGGAGACAAUGUCACUCUUUUCUGUGAUUGUGUCAUACCACUUAGUUACUUCAUUGUUUGGUUUAGAAACUGCUCGCAUGAAAAUCAGCCAUCGCUUUUGAUAAAUGCCGAACACUUUUUCAAAGGGACCUUUCCACGUUUUAACUUUGUGCACAACAGCUCCAGUAACACCUUUGAUCUACAUAUUAAAAACAUCAGCGUAUAUGAUGAAGGAAUCUAUUACUGUGCAAAAGCAGAAAAGAAAAUAAGUGGCACCCUAAGCUCAAGACUUGAGUACCAGUAUGGAAACAGGAGCACUCAUCUGACUGUCUUGGUGUCUGGGCGUAGUAAGAUGUCCAGCACAACCGUCUCUCCUCCUCCUGUAUCAGACUGUUUCCUCUGCUGGACGCUGCUGGUCAGUGUUUGUGGUGUGUGUUUUCUCCUCUGCUUCAUCUGUGUGUACUGCCUCUGUCAGAAGAAAACUACAGAUGCUGGAACGGAUCACAAAGAAAAGAUAAACAGGCCUAGUAGAAAUAGCUUUGCGGGUGAUGAUGAAGAAGUGUCUUAUGCUUCCUUGGAUGUGAAAACAAGAAGACAGAAACAACUCAAGAAGAAACAACAGCAGACUUCUGACUUCAGUUUUUAUGCUCCAGUCAGAACAGACGCAGCUAGAACUUCUGAUGAACUUUCUGAUGGUUAG